GCAACACGCCAGCGCCCUGACGGAUUACAAGAACGUGAUGACGAAGGACGUUCUCUCUUUGCCCCAUCUACUGCGAGCUGGCGAUUUCCGUUUGGAGCGGAACUGUGCUCGGUGUCUGGUGUAGAACGUUCCCUGCUCCAGCCUUCUUACCCGGGUGUUUGUGUUUCAGAAUGAAGACCAUUCUCAGCAAUCAGACUGUCGACAUUCCAGAAAAUGUCGACAUCACUCUGAAGGGGCGCACAGUCAUUGUGAAGGGCCCCAGAGGAACUCUGAGGAGGGACUUCAAUCACAUCAAUGUAGAGCUGAGUCUUCUUGGAAAGAAAAAGAAAAGGCUCCGUGUUGACAAGUGGUGGGGUAACAGGAAGGAACUGGCCACUGUCAGAACCAUCUGCAGUCAUGUUCAGAACAUGAUCAAGGGUGUGACACUGGGCUUCCGUUACAAGAUGAGGUCUGUGUAUGCUCACUUCCCUAUCAACGUCGUUAUUCAGGAGAAUGGGUCUCUGGUUGAAAUCCGAAAUUUCUUGGGUGAAAAAUACAUCCGGAGGGUUCGGAUGAGGACAGGUGUUGCUUGUUCUGUCUCUCAAGCCCAGAAGGAUGAGUUAAUCCUUGAAGGAAAUGAUAUUGAACUUGUUUCAAAUUCAGCGGCUCUGAUUCAGCAAGCCACAACAGUUAAAAACAAGGAUAUCAGGAAGUUUUUGGAUGGCAUCUAUGUUUCUGAGAAGGGAACCGUCCAGCAGCCUGACGAAUGAGACCUCAGUUUCCUAGCUUCAGAAACAAGAUCCUGAUAACAAGUACAGUUUGGGCUCUGUGGAAACAAUAAAAGACUUAUAUAUUGA
Messenger RNA from Rattus norvegicus (Norway rat), 836 nucleotides. It is a transcript of the gene Rpl9, whose product is annotated as ribosomal protein L9. NCBI's taxonomy places the organism in Eukaryota, Metazoa, Chordata, Mammalia, Rodentia, Muridae. Gene Ontology annotation, biological process: translation. Gene Ontology annotation, molecular function: structural constituent of ribosome; rRNA binding. The record is from RefSeq and is a predicted model, not a curated record. Gene Ontology annotation, cellular component: cytoplasm; ribosome.